AUGAGUUCCUCAUCGAAAGAAAAAAAAAAAAAGUCCAAUGCAUUUCAUUUGGCUUCAAUAGCUAUGAAAGCAGAUUUUCCGCAAAUUGCGCAUAAAUCGAGAAUAAAAGAGCUCACAUAAAUCUUUGUGCGUGCGUGCGGGUGUUGACUCACUUGCACCACUUCCUCACGUGCGCCUCUUCGCUGCGAGAUCUAGUCGGAACCGGUCCGGGGGUAAACGGGCCCCUCGGUGCGAGUCAAUGAGUCGUUGAUGCGACUUAAUGAGGCGAAGAUGCGCGGGGAAUACCUUAACCGCGCGCCUCUCCUCGCCAAAAGCACAGGUGCGCACCAGGUGAGGACCGAGAAGCGCUCGCGCUCUUGACGGGAGGUCCGAGGAGGCGGAGAAAGCUGAGGAGGUAGGCGGCCGCCCGGCGACAUGGAAACCGGCCAAAGCGCGCAGGCGGCGGACUGCAUGGCGGGGGAGCACUCGGUCGGCAUGUGCGUGCCGGAGAGGGACCGGGAGAGGGCCGAGCUGUCCAGCCCCAGCCCGCCGGCCAAGCAGCGCUCUCUACGGGUGGUCUACGUGCUCAACGACGGGCUGAAGGCGGUGAUGGCCAGCAGCCCGGAGUCCGGGGCGCUGCAGUGUCUUCAGCGGGCGUGCGACGCCGAGAGCGCCCUGCUUACCACCGUCACCUUCGGACGGCUAGAUUUCGGGGAGACCUCUGUGCUUGACAGCUUCUACGAUGCAGACAUUGCUGUGGUGGACAUGAGCGACGUCUUCCGCCAGCCGUCCUUGUUCUACCACCUGGGCGUUCGGGAGAGUUUCGACAUGGCUAACAACGUCAUCUUGUACCACGAUACGGACCCCGACACGGCCCAGUCGCUCAAGGAUAUGGUUGCUCAGAAGAAUACAGCAUCCAGUGGCAACUAUUACUUUAUCCCGUACAUUGUGACCCCCAACCACGAGUACACCUGCUGCGAAAGCGACGCCCAGCGGAGAGCCAGCGAGUACAUGCAACCUAGUUGGGACAACCUCCUGGGGCCUCUGUGCGUCCCCCUGAUGGACCGCUUCACUAGCCUACUGAAGGACAUCCACGUCACAUCCUGUGCCUCUUUUAAGGACACCUUGCUUAACGAUAUCCGGAAGGCCAGGGAAAAAUAUCAGGGCGAGGAGCUAGCAAAGGAACUCUCCCGCAUCAAGCUACGCAUUGACAAUACAGAGGUCCUUACGCAGGACAUCGUCAUGAACCUGCUCUUCUCCUACAGGGACAUCCAGGACUAUGAUGCCAUGGUCAAACUGGUUCAGACGUUAGAGAUGCUGCCAACUUGUGACCUGGCAACACAGCCAAUGAUUCAGUUCCACUAUGCCUUUGCACUUAACAGGAGAAACAGUCCCGACGACAGGGAGCAGGCUCUACGAGUGAUGCUUCACGUCCUACAGUCCUGCGAGCACCCAGCGCCUGACAUGUUCUGCCUGUGCGGACGAAUCUACAAGGACAUCUUCCUGGACUCUGACUGCAAGGACACCAAGAACAGAGACAACGCAAUACAGUGGUACAGGAAGGGUUUUGAGCUACAGCCUACCCUCUACUCAGGCAUCAACCUUACUGUUCUCCUCAUAGUCGCUGGCCAACAAUUUGAGAGCUCCAUGGAACUGAGGAAAAUUGGUGUUAGGUUAAAUAGUCUUUUAGGGCGCAAAGGUUCCCUGGAGAAAAUGAACAACUACUGGGACGUGGGCCAGUUCUUCACCGUUAGCAUGCUGGCUAAUGACAUCCCAAAAGCCACACAGGCGGCUGAGAAGCUCUUCAAACUCAAGCCGCCUCUCUGGUACCUACGUUCAGUGGUGCAGAACCUAAAGCUGAUCCAGAGGUUUAAGAAACAGUCGGUGGAACAUUCCCCCCAGCGGGACAGACUCAUUUUCUGGAUGGACAUCAUUGUGGAGGCGACACAGGGAACGACCAACCGACUGCGCUUUCCUGUGCUGAUUCUGGAGCCCACUAAAGUGUACCAGCCCUCGUAUGUGUCCAUCAACAACGAGGCCGAAGAGAAAAACGUCUCCAUUUGGCAUGUCUCUCCUGCAGAAACGAAAGGCAUUCACGAGUGGAACUUCACCGCCAUGUCCAUCAAAGGCAUCAGCAUUAGCAAGUUUGACGAGCGUUGCUGCUUCCUCUACGUCCACGACAACUCUGAUGACUUCCAGAUUUACUUCUCCACCGAGGAACAGUGUGCUCGAUUCUGCUCCAUGGUGAAGGAGAUGAUAUCUGACGGAACAGGCAAUUCCGUGGAGUUGGAAGGUGAAGGAGACGGAGACACCCUUGAGUACGAGUAUGACACAGAUGAAACAGGAGACCGGGUGGUCCUGGGACGAGGCACAUACGGAGUGGUAUAUGCCGGUAGGGACGUUAGCAACCAAGUCCGAAUUGCAAUCAAGGAGAUCCCAGAAAGAGACAGCAGGUACUCGCAGCCUCUUCACGAGGAGAUCGCUCUGCACAAGUACCUCAAGCACAGGAACAUUGUGCAGUAUUUGGGCUCCGUAUCAGAGAAUGGAUACAUCAAGAUCUUCAUGGAGCAAGUCCCUGGAGGGAGCUUGUCGGCAUUGCUGCGCUCCAAGUGGGGUCCCUUGAAGGAAGCCACUAUCAUUUUCUACACCCGACAGAUCCUGGAGGGCCUGCGUUACCUGCACGAGAACCAGAUCGUCCACAGGGAUAUUAAGGGUGACAACGUUCUGGUCAAUACCUAUAGUGGUGUUCUGAAGAUUUCAGACUUUGGCACCUCCAAACGGCUAGCAGGAGUCAACCCCUGCACGGAGACCUUCACAGGCACUCUGCAGUACAUGGCUCCGGAAAUCAUUGAUAAGGGUCCUAGGGGGUACGGAGCCCCGGCAGACAUCUGGUCCCUAGGAUGUACCAUUAUAGAAAUGGCGACAGGGAAACCUCCCUUCCACGAGCUGGGAGAGCCGCAGGCUGCCAUGUUUAAGGUGGGCAUGUUUAAAAUCCACCCGGAGAUCCCUGAGUCUUUGUCCCUGGAGGCCAAGUCGUUUAUCCUACGCUGCUUCGAGCCUGACCCUCACAAGCGAGCCCUGGCUUCUGACCUUCUGAAGGACACGUUUGUGCGACACCACACCAAAGGCAAGAAGAGCAAGAUCGCCUUCAAGCCAUCAGACUAUAUUCACGUUUCACUACCGGUGCAACUGCAGUGCGAGGCGACCGGGAGCAGCAGUAGCGAACACGGCUCCAUGAGUCCCGAUUGCGACUCCAAACAUGACGUUUUCUUCCACAAAAAGAAAAGCUCUGGCUCGGAGAACCUGCUUAAACCACCAAACUCCAACUACUUGAGCGUUCCAGACGAAGGUUCGGUGUCGGAGGACCGCAGCGGCGCCCCUCCCUCACCUGAAGACAGGGACGGCGGCCUGUUUCUUCUCAAGAAGGAUAGCGAGAGGCGAGCCAUUUUAUUCAAGGUCCUCAAUGAGGACCAAGAGAAGGUCAUCUCCAACUUGAAGGAGAACUACAUCCAGGGCAGCGAGGAGAUUCAGCUGUCAGUGGAGCACAUUAAGCAGAUUAUCUGCAUUUUGCGAGAUUUUAUCCAUUCCCCGGAAAGGCGGGUCAUGGCGGCCACCAUCUCCAAGCUCAAACUGGAUCUAGACUUUGACUCAACAUCUAUCAACCAAAUUCAGCUGGUUCUCUUUGGCUUCCAGGACUCGGUGAACAAGGUCCUAAGGAAUCAUCACAUCAAACCCCACUGGAUGUUCGCCAUGGACAAUAUCAUCCGUAGAGCAGUGCAGGCCGCUAUCACCAUCCUCAUCCCAGAGCUGCAGACGCAUUUCGGGCCAGCGUCAGAAUGCGAAGGAGGCGAGAAGGACGACGAGGUAGACGAGGAGGAGACAGAUUUCGGUCCCGUCUUGGCAACGACUACCGAUGAACCCGGGACGGCCGCGGACUCCGCGCUGCACUCGGCCGGCGCCGCACCGCAUCAGUCGCACGCCCACGACCACCCGCGCUCGCACCACCACCAGAUGGGGGCGCAGCUGGGACGUCUUAAGCAGGAGACUGGGAGGCUGCUGGAGGAACUUCUGCAUAAAGAGCGUGAGUACCAGCAGGUCCUGAAGGCCACACUGCAGCAGCGAACCCAAGACCUAGACCUAGUCCGGGUCCGCCACAGGCCUCCAGGUAACGUUUCUCCGCCGUCCAUUUUCCACAUUCCGGCCGACCACGAGCCUGAUAAGCAGCUCAGCGAUUGGCUGAAAGAGCAGGGGGCCGACCCGGACACUAUCGAUAAGUUUGCAGUGGAAGAGUACACGCUGACCGACGUCCUGAACGACGUCACCAAAGACGACCUGCGUUGUCUCCGCCUCAGGGGCGGGGUGCUGUGUCGGAUCUGGCGGGCCAUCCAGAGACAUCGGGAGCGGGCCAGGCUGAGAGGGGACGAGCGCUCGGAGGAUGAAGCGUGACCUAUCUACGGCCAAAAUGGCUGCCGUGCCUUUUCAUUUUUAUCCUUUGACCAAAGCGCUUUAGUGCAGGCACUAACUCACCAUUUGUUUUACAUAGGCAACGCUUCAGUCUUACGUCGAUGAUUGCAAGUAGAAUAUUGUAUCGCUUUAUGUCUUAUUUUAAAGGGAUCCUUGGACUUAAGACUUGUAGGCUCGAAUAAGCUACAAUUGUUCUCUUUUACCAAAAUAUGUUAUUACAAACACAUAUAUUAUUGCCAUUGGUUUAAAAAUCUGUAAUAUUUAGUACAUGUUUUGAUCUACGGAGUGCGCCAUGUUUUACGCGCGCAAUGCACGCUUGAGUGAUGACGUGACUGGCAUGGAUUGGGAGAAUAGCUGUGCUAGCUAGCAAGCGAAGCUAAUACGAUGACUGGCAUGAUUUUGUCACAUUCUGCUGCAGGUCAGGUUGUUCUGUUACAGAGAUGUGGGAUGAGUUCCCAACGUCGUACUUGCAUCCACUUCAGAUCAUCAGCAGUGUAUUUAAACCGAUCCUAGGCGGCUUGCCGAGAUAUUGAUUUGCUGCCAUUUGACAGUUUGUAUAUCCCUUUGUUGUUUUUUUGCAUUAUUGCCUUGUUUUUUUCGUUUGUCUGCCUCUGUGUGUUAUGUUAUUGUUGUCUGCUCGCUAUCUGAAGUGAGCCAUGUUUUUUAAUACGUUUUUUAAUCCGUGGUCAAGCCAGCCGCACUUUUUUUUCAGUUCCGUUUCCCUUUCAGGUUUUACAGCACAGACAGACAACACAUGUGGGCUUGCGUUACAAGGAAAAUCAUGACUCUAACAACACACAGAAGUAUAGCCCUGUGGUUUACGCGCACAUCUGUCACACAGGAAACGCGGGUUGGAAUCCUGCUGGAGACCUUCAUUUAAUUGCUUUUGCUGCUCGUUUUGUGAAAUAUUGACAGUGCUGUCCCGCUCAGUGACGUCACCACCCAGAGUGCAUUGCUUCGUCAACAACUAUGGCUACCUGAUAGUUAAACAAAUUUUUCAAAUUUUAUAACAACGUAAAACAUUGAGAGGUUUUAAUAUCAAAUUAUUAUAACUUAUACGAACAUUUAUUUUUCAGGAACUACAAGUCUUUCAGUCAGCGGUUCCCUUUAAAACCUGGAUUCUUUUCCCGUGCUGUUUUAUUGAUAAAAUGUGUGCAAGCAAUGACCAAACAAGCUGUGUUUGUGCCCUUAUUAAUGGAUGAUGUCAUCUAUUAGUGUGUUGAAAAAAUGUCAUAUUUGUCCUUCCUGUUUGCUUUGCAAUAAAGCUGGAAAUGAUGCAUGA
Messenger RNA from Corythoichthys intestinalis (scribbled pipefish), 5725 nucleotides. RefSeq names its product mitogen-activated protein kinase kinase kinase 15 (gene map3k15). The transcript has 29 exons. The record is from RefSeq and is a predicted model, not a curated record. The coding region runs from base 415 to 4425 and encodes 1336 amino acids. NCBI's taxonomy places the organism in Eukaryota, Metazoa, Chordata, Actinopteri, Syngnathiformes, Syngnathidae. Gene Ontology annotation, molecular function: ATP binding; MAP kinase kinase kinase activity. Gene Ontology annotation, biological process: protein phosphorylation; cellular response to stress; MAPK cascade.